Psilocybe cubensis is the source of this 879-nucleotide messenger RNA. RefSeq lists its product as uncharacterized. The transcript has 8 exons. The record is from RefSeq and is a predicted model, not a curated record. The coding region runs from base 1 to 879 and encodes 292 amino acids. Gene Ontology annotation, molecular function: 1,3-beta-glucanosyltransferase activity; glucan endo-1,3-beta-D-glucosidase activity. Lineage: Eukaryota; Fungi; Basidiomycota; Agaricomycetes; Agaricales; Agrocybaceae. Gene Ontology annotation, cellular component: fungal-type cell wall; extracellular region; cell surface. Gene Ontology annotation, biological process: cell wall organization.
AUGAAGUUCAUUCUCGUUCUCCUUGCAGGGCUAGCGACUCAGACGUACGCAGCCACCAACUUCUACGGCAUGGUGGCAGCCAACGCCAUCGGCGGAAAGGCGCCGUACACAUGCCGUACGCAGACAGACUGGAAUAAUCUUGCUAAAACGACAAAGGCGAAUGGGUUCAAAUCGCUACGCAUCGUCGGGUUCGACUGUAAUGCGCUACCUAGGGCGUCGAAGGCUGCUGAGAAGUAUGGAUUGACUGUACUUGCCGGAAUUUAUAUUCAUAAAACUGUUGCCGAGGCGAAAAAACAGAUCGAUGACGAAGUGCAGAUCUUCAUGGCAAAUUAUUGGAAAUAUGGUGCUUCACGUUAUGUUGGACUGACGAUCGGAAAUGAGGUCAACGACACGACCAGGAAUAUCAUGCAGAGAGUAUACGAUGUCCGAGGCUACCUCCGGAUGAUGGGGGUCAAGACACCGGUAUCGACUGUGCACACCUGGGUCCGAAUUCGAGAUGAGCCAUCUCUGUGUGGCGGGGAUUUUGUAGCCGCAAAUGCUCAUGCGUUCUUUGAUGGCUAUCGCACAUCACGCCAGGCUGGUGAUUUCCUGUUCAAACUGGCAGUCCCGUCGCUACAGAAAAAGUGCCCGGGCAAGAAGUUGAUUAUCACAGAGUCUGGAUGGCCGUCGGAGGGACGCAACAACUCGAGGGCGAUCGCGUCUGGAUUUGACGAGAGAAUGGCAAUCCUGAAUCUGAAUUGCGCAUGCCGAGAUGACAGAAGUGUGACUGUGUAUGCGUUUGAAGCGGAUAACCAGCUGUGGAAGGACAAUGAAAAUGAACGGAGUUUUGGUAUCUUUGGCAAGCUCGAGUUGCGUAGCAUUUUUGAUAUCUGCAAUUAG